AUGAACAACCUCACAGCACAGAUGGACACCAUGACCAACCUCACAGUGGAUACAGACUUCUUCCUCACCCAGUUAUCUGACGACAAGCAGCUCCAGGUCUUCCAUGGCUUUCUGUUUCUUCUGAUCUACUUGGAGGCUCUCAUGGGGAAUCUCCUCAUCUUCAUCCUUGUCACAGUGGACCGGUGUCUUCACACCCCCAUGUACUUCUUCCUGAAGAACCUGGCAUUCCUGGAUGCGGGUUUCAUUUCAGUCACAGUCCCUAACCUCAUUCUGAACUCUUUUACACAUAGGAGCAACAUUUCGCUCCCAGGAUGUAUUUUCCAAGUCUUUUUGGUGGUUACCUUUGCUGGGUCUGAACUUGGCAUCCUGAUAGCCAUGUCCUACGACCGCUAUGUGGCCAUCUGUCACCCAUUAAAUUAUGAUGUCAUUAUGAAGAAGGAGAUAUGCACGCAGAUGGUAGUUACUUCUUGGCUCCUUGGCAGUUUAUUUGGACUCUUACACACAGCUGGAACUUUCUCAUUAUCAUUCUGUGGAUCCAGGAAACUUCCACAGUUCUUCUGUGAUGUCCCUUCUCUACUGAAGAUUUCUUGCUCUAAGAAGCAUGUCACCACUGAUGUUACUGUGGCCAUUGGAGCCUUAUUUGGACUCUUUGGCUUUGUGUGCAUUGGGUAUUCAUAUGGUUACAUCUUCCAAACUGUGCUGAGAGUACACUCAUUACAAGGACAUUCAAAAGCCUUCUCCACCUGUGUGCCCCAUCUCAUAGUUGUGAUUACAUUUUUAGUGACAGCUGUUUUUGCCUAUUUAAAGCCAGUAUCUGAUUCUCCUCAUCUUGUGGACUUUUUGGCAUCUAUUUUCUACUCUGUGAUGCCUCCAUCUUUGAACCCUUUAAUAUACAGCCUGAGGAACAAGGACAUCAAAGCAGCUCUGUGGAAGUUUUUGUGGAAGUUAAAUCAUUGA
Molecule: messenger RNA, 957 nt
Organism: Dipodomys ordii (Ord's kangaroo rat)
Lineage: Eukaryota; Metazoa; Chordata; Mammalia; Rodentia; Heteromyidae
Product: olfactory receptor 14A2-like
Exons: 1
Coding region: 1-957 (318 amino acids)
Biological process (GO): G protein-coupled receptor signaling pathway
Cellular component (GO): membrane
Molecular function (GO): olfactory receptor activity; G protein-coupled receptor activity
Source: RefSeq, a predicted model, not a curated record